GAACAACUUGUGUGUUUUGUGCUUUUACUGACUUGAUUUCUUCUUUCUUCCCUCCUCUCCUCCCUGGCACUCGCUGUGAAAUCGUCUCGUCAGGGAUGCGCUGUUGUUGAAUUCAAGAUGGAAGAAAGCAUGAAAAAGGCUGCAGAGGUUUUGAACAAGCAUAGUCUUGGUGGAAGACCAUUGAAAGUGAAAGAAGUAAGAUGUGCAUCUGUUCUUUCAGAUCCUGAUGGUGAGCAUGCCAGGAGAGCGAUGCAGAAGGUCAUGGCAGCAGCUGGUGGAAUGGGGAUUGGUCCAGGCCCGGGUGGGCCCGGCAUGAUCAAUAUCCCACCCAGUAUACUCAACAAUCCCAACAUACCCAACGAGAUCAUUCAUGCCUUGCAGGCAGGGAGGCUGGGAAGCACUGUCUUUGUUGCAAAUUUGGAUUACAAGGUUGGCUGGAAGAAGCUGAAGGAGGUUUUCAGCAUGGCUGGUGUCGUGGUUCGGGCAGACAUACUGGAAGACAAAGACGGCAAGAGCCGUGGGAUCGGCACUGUCACUUUUGAGCAAGCUAUAGAGGCUGUUCAAGCUAUAUCGAUGUUCAAUGGCCAACUGCUGUUUGACAGACCGAUGCAUGUAAAAAUGGAUGAACGAGCCUUUCCCAAAGGAGAUUUCUUCCCUCCAGAGCGACCCCAACAGCUUCCUCAUGGUCUUGGUGGUAUUGGCAUGGGAUUAGGACCUGGAGGUCAACCUAUUGAUGCAAAUCAUUUAAACAAAGGCAUGGGAAUGGGCAACAUGGGACCUGGAGGAAUGGGAAUGGAAGGCAUGGGCUUUGGAAUGAAUAAAAUGGGAGGAAUGGAAGGUCCUUUUGGUGGCAUGGAAAACAUUGGUCGCUUCCCAGCUGGGAUGAACAUGGGCAGGAUGAGUGAGAUGGAUCGUGCCAUGGGUGGAGGAUUUGAAAGAGAAUUUGGAAGAAAUGAAAUGGGAAUGUCUCGUAGUUUUGGAGAGACCUUGGAGAGGGGAAUAGGUGGUGGAAAUGCCAGCAUUCCUGGGAUUGAGAGGAUGGCACCUGGCAUUGAUCGGAUGGGCUCGGGAAUAGAAAGAAUACCCUCUGGGAUGGGGCACGGGAUGGAGAGAGUGGGGACAGAGAUUGACAGGAUGGGGCUUGUUUUGGAUCGUAUGAGCUCCAACGUGGAGAGGAUGGGUUCAGGAAUUGACAGAAUGGCCCCUCUGGGCAUAGAUCACAUUGCUCCUAACCUCGAGAGGAUGGGCCCAGCUAUUGAGAGGAUGGGCUCUGGUAUAGAGAGGAUGGGCUCUGGCAUAGGCUUUGGUAUCGAGAGGAUGGGCGCUGCCAUCGACCGCGUUGGCACCACCAUGGACAGAAUGGGCUCGGGUGUAGAACGGAUGGGGUCUGGCAUGGAGAGAAUGGGGAUAGGCAUGGAGAGGAUGGUCCCUGCUGGAAUGGGCACUGGAAUGGGCCAGGUGAUAGAGAGGAUGCCAGCUGGUUUGGAUCGCAUAGGUGCCACCCCCAUGGAGAGGAUAGGCAUCGACCGCAUGGGUGCUGCUGGCAUGGAGAGGAUGGGCUUGGAGCGCAUCGGAGCCACUAACAUGGAGAGGAUGGGCCCUGCCAUGGGGCAGGGCAUGGGAGCAGGAAUAGAGCGCAUGGGACUUGCCAUGGGAAGCAAUUUUGAAAGAACGAUGGACAUGGAACGUGGAAACUUUGCAGGCAAUUUUGCAGGCUCCCUUGGAGGAACUGGAGGACCUGCAGCUGGGGUGGCUAGAAAAGCCUGUCAGAUAUUUGUGAGAAAUCUGCCUUUUGAUUUCACAUGGAAAAUGCUGAAAGAUAAAUUUAAUGAAUGUGGGCACGUGCUGUAUGCUGACAUCAAGAUGGAGAACGGGAAGUCUAAAGGCUGUGGCGUGGUGAGGUUCGAGUCCCCCGAGGUGGCUGAGCGAGCCUGCCGCAUGAUGAACGGGAUCCAGCUGCGGGGCAGGGAGAUCGACGUGCGAAUCGAUAGAAAUGCUUAAGCAGAGUUGCCUUUUUAACCCUUGACACCAGGUUUUUUGGGAUUUGUAUUUUUUUUCCCCCCCCCCUGUUAAACCAUUUUAAUUUUGACUGGAUGUAAAGGUGUUUAAAAACCCACCCACAACCCAAGCCAAGCACCAGCCGAGCGCCCCGAUUCAGUUGCUUCCUGGAGUAAUUUUAAUUCCUUUUUUUAACAAAUGGAUUUCCAUUUUACUGGUUUUUUGCAUUGGAACUGCAAUGUGCACAAUCUUUUUUUGUAGUUUGUGGCAUCUUGUUGACAUUACAGAUGUAAACAGUUCGACUUUGAUAAUAAAUGCGAGUUAAAGAUUUGAA
Molecule: messenger RNA, 2332 nt
Organism: Colius striatus (speckled mousebird)
Lineage: Eukaryota; Metazoa; Chordata; Aves; Coliiformes; Coliidae
Product: heterogeneous nuclear ribonucleoprotein M
Exons: 13
Coding region: 118-2001 (627 amino acids)
Biological process (GO): alternative mRNA splicing, via spliceosome; regulation of mRNA stability involved in response to oxidative stress
Cellular component (GO): nucleus; post-mRNA release spliceosomal complex; cytoplasm
Molecular function (GO): mRNA binding
Source: RefSeq, a predicted model, not a curated record